AGGCGGGGCGGAGCGAGGGGGCCGUGCUUCCUGGGGUGCAGAUCUGGUUUCUCCUGGCUCCCAGCUGUGCUAUAUAAGAGCUGCACCACUGGCCUUGGUGACUGAGACACAGACCCCCAGCUGAGGAGCCCCCAUCCAACUGACCAACUGACCGCACCCCAGGGCCUGAGAAACAUCUCCAGGGACUGAGUUCUGGGGGGCCCCCACGGCUCUGUGAAGUGUCCUCAGUCCAUCUCCCACCAAGGGUCUCAGGAGACCGUGGGAGAAGAUGAGGGGGCCCCAGGCCUGGGCCUCCUUCCUCCUGGUUCUGGAAGCUGCUUCCGUGCUGGGGAGGCAGACCGUGCUCGGCCAGUCCGUGCAGAGAGUCCAGCCUGCCAGGAGGCCCCCAGACCACUGGACCACAACGGCUCAGCCCCUGGAGAGCUUGGGAGAGUGGACCACGUGGUUCAACAUCGACCACCCUGGAGGCCGAGGGGACCUGGAGCUUCUGGACGCCAUCCACUUCUACUAUGGGGCGCAGCGCGUGUGUGCUCGGCCGCUGCAGCUGGAGGCCCGCACCACCAACUGGACGCCCGCAGCCCACACUGGCCAGGUGGUCCAUGCCAGCCCCCAUGAUGGCUUCUGGUGCCUCAACCGAGAGCAGCGGCCUGGCCAGAACUGCUCCAACUACACAGUGCGCUUCCUCUGUCCGCCAGGGUCCCUGCGGCGGGAUGCUGAGCGCAUCUGGAGCCCCUGGUCCCCCUGGAGCAAGUGCUCGGCUGCCUGUGGCCACACGGGUGUCCAGACUCGAACCCGAGCCUGCCUGGCUGAGAUGGUGUCCCUGUGCAGUGAGGCCACUGAGGAGGGCCGGCUUUGCGAGGAACAGGCCUGUACAGCCUGUGACCUGCACUGCCCCAUGGGCCGGCCCAACGCUGCCUGCGACUCCUGCAUGUGCCCGGAAUUUGUGCUGCACGGGGUCGUGUCCCUCCCAGGGGGCGCCCCAGCUUCCGGGGCCACCGUCCACCUCCUGGGCAAGAAACCGAGGACGCUGACCCAGACGGAUGGCCAUGGCAGGUUCCGGGUCCCAGGCUUGUGCCCCGAUGGCAGGAGCUCCCUGAAGGUCACCAAGGUCAAGUUCGUGCCUGCCGUGCUCACAGUGCCCAAGACCAGCCUGAGGGCAGCCACGGUCAGCGCUGAGCUCUCCAGGGCAGAGUCUCCGUUCAUGGUGACGAGCCCUGAGACGAAGGUGCGGAAAGCCGGCCAGAGCGUGUCCCUGUGCUGCAAGGCCACCGGGAAGCCCAGCCCCGACAAGUACUUGUGGUACCACAACAACUCUCUGCUGGACCCGGCCCUCUACAACCACGAGAGCAAGCUGUUGCUGCGGGGCCUGCGGAGGGAGCAAGCGGGAGAGUACUUCUGCAAGGCCCAGAGUGAUGCGGGGGCCGCCAAGUCCCUGGUGGCCCAGCUGACCGUCACAGAUCCCAAGGAGCCCCCCUGCAACCCCACCCCCGAGAGCUACCUCAUCCGCCUGCCCCACGACUGCUUCCAGAACGCCACCAACUCCUUCUACUACGACGUGGGCCACUGCCCGGCCAGGCCUUGCACGGGCCCCCGGGACCCGGCCCUCCGCUGCCAGGACUCGCCCGGGCACUGCUGCGGCCUGGCCCGCACGGAGGAGCAUCAGAUCCAGUGCGACGGCUACACGCUGCCCACGCGGGUGGCCCGGGCCUGCGGCUGCCAGCACUGCACAGAGACCCGCAGCCUGGUGCGCGGCCGGGUCAGCGCCGCCGACAACGGGGAGCCCCUGCGCUUCGGCCACGUGUACCUGGGGGGCAGCCUCGUGGGCAUGACGGGCUACAAGGGCACCUUCACGCUGCCCGUGCCCACUGGGCUGGAGAGGUUGGUGCUGACCUUCGUGGACCGGCUGCACAAGUUCCUCAACACCACCAAGGUGCUACCCUUCAGCCGUCGGGGUGGCACCGUGUUCCACGAGGUCAAGGUCCUCCGCCGCAAGGCGCCCGUCACCCUGGACGCCGCCUCGACCAACGUCAUCCCCCUGGGCGAGGUGACCGGCGAGGACCCAGUGGCCGAGCUGGAGAUCCCUUCCGGAAGCUUCUACCGGCAGAAUGGGGAGCCCUACCUGGGCCCGGUGCAGGCCAGCGUUACCUUCCUGGACCCCCGGGACAUGCGCACAGCUGCGGCCGCCCAGAGCGACUUCAACUUCCUUGGUGACGACGGGGACACCGUCCCACUCCGGACCUAUGGCAUGUUCUCGGUGGACUUCCGCGACGAGGCGGCCUCAGAGCCCUUGAACGUGGGUCGGGUCAAGGUGCGGCUGGAUGCUGAGCAGGUGCGGAUGUCGGAGCACCUGCCCGCCAUGCGGCUCUGGUCGCUCAACCCCGACACGGGCCUGUGGGAGGACGAGGGGGGCUUCCAGGUGCAGGGGGGGCGGGCGCGGGGCCGGCGGGAGGAAAGGGUCUUCCUGGUGGGCAACAUGGAGAUCCGAGAGCGGCGGCUCUUCAACCUGGACGUACCCGAGGCCCGUCGCUGCUUCGUCAAGGUCAGGGCCUACCGUGGCCAACGCUUCCUACCCAGCGAGCAGAUCCAGGGUGUGGUGGUGUCCGUCAUCAACCUGGAACCCAGGGCCGGCUUCUCCUCCAACCCCCGGGCCUGGGGCCGCUUCGACAGCGUCCUCACGGGCCCCAACGGUGCCUGCCUGCCGGCCUUCUGCGACGCGCUGUCCCCGGACGCCUACUCCGCCUACUUCCUGGCCAGCCUGGGCGGGGAGGAGCUGGAGGCCGUGGAGUCCGCUCCCAAGUUCAACCCCAAUGCCAUCGGGGUCCCCCAGCCCUACCUGGGGAGGCUCAAGUACCGCCGGACGGACCACGAGGACCCCCGGCUAAAGAAGACGGCCUUCCAGAUCAACAUGGCCAAGCCCAGGCCCGGCGCGGCCGAGGAGAGCCGGGGCCCCGUGUACGCCUUCGAGAACCUCCGGGCCUGCGAGGAGGCCCCCCCGACGGCUGCCCACUUCCGCUUCUACCAGAUUGAGGGCGACCGUUACGACUAUAACACCGUGCCCUUCAACGAGGACGACCCCCUGAGCUGGACGGCGGACUACCUGGCCUGGUGGCCCAAGCCCAUGGAGUUCCGGGCCUGCUAUAUGAAGGUCAAGAUCGUUGGGCCGCUGGAGGUGAAUGUGAGGUCGAGGAACAUGGGAGGCACCCACCGGCGGACGGUGGGCCAGCUGUACGGCAUCCGAGACGUGAAGAGCACUCGGGACGGGGAGCAGCCCGGUGUGUCGGCCGCCUGCGUGGAGUUCAAGUGUGGCGGGAUGCUCUACGACCAGGACCGCGUGGACCGCACGCUGGUCAAGAUCGUGCCCCAGGGCAGCUGCCGGCGGGCCGGGGUCAAUCCCAUGCUGCACGAGUACCUGGCCAACCACCUCCCGCUGGCCGUCAACAACGACACGAGCGAGUACACCAUGCUGGCGCCCCUGGACCCGCUGGGCCACAACUACGGCAUCUACACCGUGACCGACCAGGACCCGCGCACGGCCAAGGAGAUCGCGCUGGGCCGCUGCUUCGACGGCACAUCCGACGGUGCCUCCAGGGUCAUGAAGGCCAGUGUGGGGGUGGCCCUGACCUUCAACUGCAUGGAGCGGCAGGUGGGCCGCCAGAGCGCCUUCCAGUACCUCCGGAGCGCGCCCCCUGCCCAGGCCUCAGUGUCUGGGGGCACCGUCCGGGGAGCGGGGGCCGCCCAGAGGCAGCAGAGGGCCAGCCGGGGCGGUCAGCGCCGGCGUAGUGGGGACACCCUCCUGAGGCUUCCUAGGGGGACUCAGCAGGACUGAGUCUCCUGGUGGUGCUCCCCCUGCUCCCGUCCCCCCGUCCCCACGUGGCAGUCCUCUGUCACCGGGUAAUUUAAGGUCAGCUGUUCUGGGCUCUCUCGCUCGCUCGCCGGUUUCUUCAUGCUUUUACUCGCUGUCCCUGUCCCCUACCGCUGGUGGGCACCCAAGAGUGGCCACAUGAAGAACCUGGAGGUUUCCAGGUCCCGUUCUUGCCAAGAAACAGGAAAGAAACGGGCCUCCCUCGGGAUAACUGCAACUUCGAAGCGUGCCCCGCCUUCUCGAAUGAUUUCAACCCUCCCACCCCCCACAACCUGGAUGGUCUGAUGCCCGAGGUCCAAGAAUCCCUGAGAGCUGAGUUCUGGGACUUGCUCCUCAAGACACCAGCCAGACCCCCUGCCACUACCCUGUGUCCAUGGCGGGGGUGGGGGAGAUAAAAGCCUAAGCGACAACACUGCUUUUUACUUGAAUUGUAAAUAACCUAUUUAUUCCCUCACUGCCGGUGCUGAGGCCAGGCAAAGCAGAGUUCCUCUGGCAGCUCUGGAGAGAGCACCUUCUCGGACCCAGGCAUACACUGGGCCGCUGAUUCUACGAGUGUGUUUCUCUUUAAAUUUGCCUUUUGCUCCCUAGAAGCCCAGGCUAGCCCAGAGCAGUUUCAAUAAAUGCAUAUUUUGUCCUUGGA
Erinaceus europaeus (western European hedgehog) is the source of this 4502-nucleotide messenger RNA. RefSeq names its product cartilage intermediate layer protein (gene CILP). Gene Ontology annotation, molecular function: carbohydrate binding. Bases 269 to 3826 code for a protein of 1185 amino acids. The record is from RefSeq and is a predicted model, not a curated record. The transcript has 9 exons. NCBI's taxonomy places the organism in Eukaryota, Metazoa, Chordata, Mammalia, Eulipotyphla, Erinaceidae.